AUGACGAAUGAACAGACCAAGAGGCCAGACGAGUAUUAUUUGGUGGAUACAGGUAAAACUUAUAAACCAUCUAGACCAACACCUCUAGAUAACCUUGUACGAUUAUAUAACCUCGAGCCAAUAGCUAAACAGUUGGCGAGAACGAAUCCUGACGGUUCCAAAAAUGUUAAGCUAAGAAAAUCCUAUAAAGCGCAUAUUCAAGAUUUACCAGGGAAACAUCAAAUCCCUCCACUGAAGUCAAUAGCUAUUGGUUUGAUGGAUCCACUGAUACCACGACAUCCAGAUAUUAUUAGAGAAUUCGACCAAGAUUUGUUAGGUAAAGCGUUACGUUUUGAUCGAACGCCAAUUUCUGGUAUACCAGGUUUCAAUGCUCUUGAUUUGGCCGUUAAUGAUCAACAAACAGGUAUGGGUGGUGGGGGUGACGAUAUUGAUGAAGACGGAAAGAGUCGCAAGAGGAAGAAGAAAACACAGCUUGGAGUGUCAAGAGCUAGUGCUAAUGACAGUGUUAAUGACAGUGUGCUAGUGUCAAGAGCUAGUGUUAAUGACAGUGUUAAUGACAGUGUGCUAGUGUCAAGAGCUAGUGUUAAUGACAGUGUUAAUGACAGUGUGCUAGUGUCAAGAGCUAGUGUUAAUGACAGUGUGCUAGUGUCAAGUGCUAGUGUCAAGAGCUAG
Molecule: messenger RNA, 672 nt
Organism: Lodderomyces oxycetoniae
Lineage: Eukaryota; Fungi; Ascomycota; Pichiomycetes; Serinales; Debaryomycetaceae
Gene: MED19
Product: Med19p
Exons: 3
Coding region: 1-672 (223 amino acids)
Biological process (GO): regulation of transcription by RNA polymerase II
Cellular component (GO): mediator complex; core mediator complex
Molecular function (GO): transcription coregulator activity
Source: RefSeq, a predicted model, not a curated record